UUGGCUAUUACAUUGCACUUGUGACUCACAAUAGCAAAUACCUAAAUAAUUAACCAAAUCAAAAGCCACAUAAAUAGAAGAGCCAAAGAGUUGAAUAGGCUCAUAUGCCUAGUUUUCUAAACCUUCUUUAUUCUUUCCUAAGACCAAGAUCAAAUAAGCAUAAGCUCCUUCAAGUUUUCUUUCUAUUUUUUCAAAUUUUUUUUAUGGACCUUGAAAUUUGAAAAAGCAGUGUCAUAUAGGAGGAGUAGUAUUUCAUAGAUAAACGUGAGAAAGCAUUUAAACCCUUUUAACUGUCCCUAGUACACAGUACACAAAACAGUUUUAUCAUCAUCUUUUUUCCUCUUCUUUGCAUGAAACAGAGUCCUCUGUUAUCUCCUCUGCAUGAAAAACAGAGUACUCUGUUUUCAUUGUUGCAAUGAAAUACAUUCGGACCAGCAGCUUGAAGAGGCUCUUCUCUCUGAAAAGGCGUAGUUUUGGAGACCAUUUUUUGGGUUCAGAGAAUUUGGUUGGAAAAGGAGGGUAUGCAGAGGUAUACAAGGGAACACUGAAGGAUGGAGAGAAGAUUGCAGUGAAGAGGCUCACAAGAACUUGCAGAGAUGAGAGGAAAGAGAAAGAGUUUCUAACAGAGAUUGGUACAAUCGGUCAUGUCCACCAUAACAAUGUUUUGCCUCUUCUUGGUUGUUGUAUUGACAAUGGCCUUUACCUUGUUUUCAUGCUAUCUACCAGAGGCUCUGUUGCAUCCCUUCUUCAUGAUGAAAAGUUGGAUACUUUGGAUUGGAAAACAAGGCAUAAGAUAGCUGUUGGAACUGCACGUGGCCUCCAUUACUUGCACAAAGGUUGCAAGAGAAGGAUAAUCCACCGAGACAUUAAGGCAUCAAAUAUUCUUUUGACAGAAGAUUUUGAACCUCAGAUAUCUGAUUUUGGAUUAGCAAAAUGGCUUCCAUCUCAAUGGAGUCAUCAUUCAAUUGGCCCAAUAGAAGGGACAUUUGGUCAUUUGGCACCAGAAUACUAUCUGCAUGGAGUUGUGGAUGAGAAGACAGAUGUAUUUGCUUUUGGUGUGUUCUUGCUUGAACUCAUUUCUGGAAGAAAACCGGUUGAUGGGUCUCACCAAAGCUUGCAUACUUGGGCAAAACCAAUAUUGAAGAAAGGGGAGGAAGAGAAGCUUGUGGAUCCAAGGCUUGAAGGGGAGUAUGAUGGAGGAGAGUUAAAGAGACUUGCCUUUGCAGCAUCCUUGUGCAUUCGAGCUUCUUCAAUUUGGCGACCAACCAUGACUCAGGUAUUAGAGGUAAUGGAAGAGGGUGAAAUUGACAAAGAGAAGUGGAAAAUGCCAGAGGAAGAAGAAGAGGAAGAUGAAGAGGAAGAGUUUUGGGGUUUUGAUGAUCUUGAAUAUGAAUAUGACACUUCAUUAUCAAUGUCACUACCUGAUUCCACUGCAAGUACAUAUAUUUAGGUUAAAUUUUAAAGAGUUAGGUGCCACUUUCAAUUAUUACCCUUAAUAGUGACACUAGCUAGUAGUGUAUGUAUAUAUGGAUGAUGAUAUGUUAAAACUUAAAAGAGCAUUAUUCUUUAUUGUUAAUUUUUAUUUUUAAGUUUUGGGGGGUGUGAAAUAUUUAUUGAUAAUUGAACUUCAUUAUGUCGGCAACGUGAGAGGAAAAUGACAGAGUAAAGUUGUUUUCCGCCACUAAUCAUUAUUGAAUGGUGAAAUCUUUAUGUGAAACAAGACACUCAUAAUUGGUUUUA
Molecule: messenger RNA, 1740 nt
Organism: Arachis ipaensis
Lineage: Eukaryota; Viridiplantae; Streptophyta; Magnoliopsida; Fabales; Fabaceae
Source: RefSeq, a predicted model, not a curated record